Messenger RNA from Leishmania major strain Friedlin, 4434 nucleotides. RefSeq lists its product as hypothetical. Bases 1 to 4434 code for a protein of 1477 amino acids. NCBI's taxonomy places the organism in Eukaryota, Euglenozoa, Kinetoplastea, Trypanosomatida, Trypanosomatidae. The transcript has a single exon. Gene Ontology annotation, molecular function: protein binding. Gene Ontology annotation, cellular component: centrosome. The record is from RefSeq and is a predicted model, not a curated record.
AUGGCUGUUCACAUCUCCAGCAACACGGUCGUAGCCUCAUUGUGGGGUUCGGAAGACGUGACUGCCAUUCCGCUGCAGUCAAGUGGGCAGUUCCUGUCGCUUCGCCUAUCCCCAACAACCGCCAUCGCCGAUAAUACCGUCACGUCUGUCGCCUUUCACCCUGUCGAUGAAACCUGCUUCGUGCUAGGGACGGGGGCUGGUAAGGCUUAUGGCGUGUCCCUGCAGGAGAACAAGCUCUUCCUCCUUGCCGAUGUUGGCGAACGCGGCGCCCUACGAUGCGCCACCUUUUGCCCCGGAUACCUGACAAGCCCGAUCGUUGUGUUCGCCGGCACUGACAAUCGACUUCUUUUCCUAGACUGGCAACGCGGCACUGUUCUGCAGGAUGUGCUGGCGACGGCACACCAACGGCCGAUCCUGCGCAUUGUUACAGGCGCGUCGACAGAGUCUCUCUUCUGCAUAGUGAGCGCGGACGCCUUUUCUUGCUGGGAACCAGUUGCAAGUAGUGAAGGCGCAUUCGCCAUGGACCCGUCGAGCUCCGCCGUUCCAGUGACUAGUCACCAGGGGUCCACCAGCACAGCGGGCACGGCUGGCCCUUCCCCGAAAGACCGCAGCACUUCUGGGUUCUCGAUGCCGCGCUACGGGUGCUCCGGCAGUGCGUUGCCGACCGAAUGCACUCUCGAGCUCCAGCGGAGCUGCGACGUCCUGCCGAGGCCCACGAACAGGGCCACGCACCGCUUCCUUGGAGUGCACAUUCUUCACCCAGCCCUAUUCGUCUCCGUGGAAGCGAACGGGGUGUUAUCUCUGUGGUCGCGAGCUGCAGCAGCUGGAGAUAACGAAGCCGUAGCGCACCGGGUGCCGCUUCGCCUGCAACAGAGCGCUACAACACCGUCGGUGCUGCGAGUGCGCUGCUCCGCACAAUGUGGGGCACUCAUCGUUCUUGGAGCGGAUGCUGCGACAGUGGAUGAGCUCGGUGACCACGUGGAGCCGGUAGUGGCCUUUGUCGUGGGGCAGACGCUGGAGGGUGCGGGCAUUGUACGGCUGCCUAGUGGCGGCACGGGGGCUCAGGCGAAAGAUCGUGCUACCGCCGUGACCCAGGUGAGCGCGGUGCAGUCGGACUGUGUGGCGUGCCUCUUGAGCACCGGUGUCGUGCAUGUAGUGCUGCCCAGCACGUUUCACCUUGUCUUCUCCAUCCCCCCGCCGUCAGUAGGCAGGCUUGGCCAUCGCCUCAGCCCACGGUCACACUGGAGCUUCACACCAUCCGGACCUACCUUUGGCGCCAUGUGGUGCGAGCAUCUCCUCCUCCUGCUGCAUCUGCCAACCGCACGGCGCGGCGAUGCAGGUGCUGCGCAUGCUAUGGAGAUGGCAACGCUGCGAGUCGAUUCCAGAAGUGCCCCAUUAGGUGAAGCUGUUGCCGGCAAGAAGCGAACCCCUGUCAAGCCGAAGGUGUCACGACUGGGCGGCCACGCAGACGAAACAGUGGCGACGGCACACGGUGUUGCGGUGGUGGCGCAAUCCUUUCUGCGUUCCUGUCAAGCGCCACUGUCGACACCUCCACGGCGAGCGGUGGCGGCUGAUUCUGCGCACAGUUGUGUCGACGCCUCACUCGCCGUGCUAUCGCGGUGCCGGCCACCCAUCGUCGUUCCAAAGAAGGGAUUCCCUGAGAUUUGGCCAGACGUGAACGAGGUGAAUCUGCGGGCCGCGGAGCAGCAGCUGACUGCGCGCCGCACCAGUGACGCGAAAGGGGCUGAUAAGGAUACGACCGCGAAUGGGCCGUUGGCCUGGUCGUCGACAGCGGCGUUCUGCGACACCCUCUCCCCCUCCUCCUGCCAGUACAAUGUGAACCAGCUGCAGGCGCACCUGCUCAAGCACGGCGUCUUUCCGCACCAGUACCGGCCUGCGAUUUGGCGCUUUCUUGCUGGACUGCCGAGCAAGGCAAAGACGGCGUCGCAGUUUGCCGCCCUCGCGCGACGACCGCCCCACCUAGCCGUGUUGCAGCUCAUGAACCCCUUCCCGCUCCCUCCGUCCAGCACUCGCGACGCCGUGGAGAACGCCCUCUCCUGUCUCUGCUGGGCCUCUCCCGUCUUCGCUCUCGCUUCCUACCUGCCAGUGCUCGUGUACCCGCUUAGCCUGGUCUUUCAUGACGAUGUUCAGAGCGUUGUGGAGCUUGUGCUGAUGUUUUUCCUCAACUGGGGAAGGGACUUCUUUGUGUGCCACACUCACGGCCCGGCAACGCUGCUCAUGGCCAUGGAGCGCCAGCUGCGGCGACUCGACGAGUCACUGUGCCAGCAUCUCGAUGCCAUGGGUGCCGGUGUAGCGGUGUGGGGAUGGGAGCUGCUCACGAGUUUCUUCACGGACUCCUUCACGGGAGCCGAAUGGGUGCAGGUCAUGGACCACGUCAUUACCGCGCCGCCGCUGUUUCUCUUUGCCUUUCACGUGACGUUCGUUCGUACCCGACUUCGGUCGGAACUGACGUCGGCGCUGAGCGUAGACGAGGUGCGUGGCCUACUCCGCCGCGCUCCGACGGCCGCUGCAGCCUCUCCAGCGCUGUCGCCGCCAAAGUCACUGCAAAGGUUGAUCGAAGAGGGCUACCGACUUUACCACAGCUGGUCAUGCGAGUCAGGUGACUCCGCAACGGACCUCUCCUCGUUUAAGGUGUUCCAGACGCUCACGCCUCUGUUCGAGUACCCUGUCAACUUUGUUCACGAUUCUGUAGUCCUCGCUGAGCGGCUGCGCGAACUCUCGCUUCUGCAGCGGAGUCGCGAUGAGGAAAAGAGAGCUGCAGCUAACUUGGAGGUGCUGCGCAAGGCCUCUGCGGCGGUGUCUGCCGAAGAAGCGGCAUACCUGCUACAGCAGCGAGCUCGCGUAGCGGCAAAGUACGACGCGUCUGCCGCUGCGUGGCAGGUGUACGUGGCGGUGGAGCGGUCGCGGCAAGAGAGGGAGGCGGAGGAGCGGCAGCUGAAGUGGGAGGCGCUGCAGAAGCGGACACGCAACGCUGAAGAGCUGGAAGCCCUGCGCGCUGAGAUGAACAUGGUGGAGUGCCAGCUCCGACACGACAUGGUGGAUCGUCACAUGGAGCAGCUCAAGUGGCGGCUGGCGGCCCAUCUGACGGACGAGGAGCUGGUGCGACUGCAGAAGGACGCCGAUACACAAGUGGAGCGCGCGGUGCAGCGUAUCGAGGAGGACGAGCAGCGACACGCGGAGAACGCGCUGCAUUACCAGACCGCGCCGCCGCUUUCAAUCGAGGUGCUUCCAGGCGAAGAAGACAAGGCAGCAGGGGGGAACGCGGCGUCGCCGACACGUGGGAUGGAAGACUCGCACCCGUCGACGCAGCCCUCUUCCACAGCGACGAUGACGGAGGAGGGGUGCGAUAACACAAAGCAGCAAUCAGCCAAACGCGGCCGAGGUGUAAGCGCGAAAAGGCAGGAGCGGGAGGCGGCGACAGAAGGGCGAGCACCCGCAGGGGGCACCGGUGCGUCAAGUCAGCCUCCUGGUGCUCGCGUUGCGUUGAAGGAACAACGCCUCUGCUGCUGCUCAUCGUCCCCCUCGGCUGCUAGCAGCAGUGCUUCUUCCUCAGUGUCACUCACCGCGGCGGACGAAACCGGCGGUGGCGCUAGUGGGUCGCUCUACCAUAGUUCACUAGGCACUCCUCCUUCAAGUGUUACUCUUUCGCAAGCACCAGCGCCCGUUGACGGCUCUGGUGGCCGACCCGACGAAGGAGAACUGCCCGCUAGGGUCUUGGAAAAGGCAAGUCCAAGCGGAGGAGCAGAUCCGACUAGCAGGAGGCCGCGCUUGGUGCCACCGCCGCGGCACGCUUACUGCGACGUAGCCGGUGAACAUGGGGAGACUGCACUGAAUCAGCGGCGGUUUCUGGAGCUACGCGAUCGCGUCUUGAGCAGGGCCGAAGCCUACACCCAACCUGGCGUAGUUGAUCCUCUUCGACGAUACCCACCUCCGUCCCGCGAUGAUGAGAGCGCAACCGUGACGGCCAGCUGCACACACACGGGCACGGCGACGUCCUCGUGCCCUUCAUCGAACACGGUGCCCUCCAGUAGGCGUCGCCUUUUUGACAACUACGAACCCUAUCAACGUCGCUCCGGCGGCGGCAGGCGCCCCUACGAUCGGCAGCAGUGGAGGCAGCCUCAUCCACCUGUGGAUUCCUACACGGCGACCGUGACGAGAACGAGCGCGACCUCCUCAACAGGGCAGAGCAUGAGCGGCAGCACGUCGACAACGAGCAGCUACGAGUCGCCGUACACCUAUACCUCUUACGACUACGACUAUUCCACGACCGUGUCGACGACGUGGCGCACUGGCGAGACAAGGUCGGCCGGCUCCACCGUCUUCAGCUCUUCACUCGAUCGAUCUACAAGGCCUCGCAGCGACCGGCUCGCGCAGGAUGACGGGUGUAAGCACCCCUGCGCCUCCCGUCGCUGA